Molecule: messenger RNA, 1561 nt
Organism: Diceros bicornis minor
Lineage: Eukaryota; Metazoa; Chordata; Mammalia; Perissodactyla; Rhinocerotidae
Gene: PSMD11
Product: proteasome 26S subunit, non-ATPase 11
Exons: 14
Coding region: 22-1290 (422 amino acids)
Biological process (GO): ubiquitin-dependent protein catabolic process
Cellular component (GO): proteasome regulatory particle, lid subcomplex
Molecular function (GO): structural molecule activity; protein binding
Source: RefSeq, a predicted model, not a curated record
GUACUGUGUGAGAGCGGUAAGAUGGCGGCGGCGGCCGUGGUGGAGUUCCAGAGAGCCCAGUCUCUACUCAGCACCGACCGGGAGGCCUCCAUUGACAUUCUCCACUCCAUCGUGAAGCGUGACAUUCAGGAGAACGAUGAGGAGGCAGUGCAGGUCAAAGAGCAGAGCAUCUUGGAACUGGGGUCUCUCCUGGCGAAGACUGGACAAGCUGCAGAGCUUGGAGGACUCCUGAAGUAUGUGCGACCCUUCUUAAAUUCCAUCAGCAAGGCUAAAGCAGCUCGUCUGGUCCGAUCUCUUCUUGAUCUCUUUCUUGAUAUGGAAGCAGCUACAGGGCAGGAGGUCGAGUUGUGUUUAGAAUGCAUCGAAUGGGCCAAAUCAGAGAAAAGAACUUUCUUACGCCAGGCUUUGGAGGCAAGACUGGUGUCUUUGUACUUUGAUACCAAGAGGUACCAGGAAGCAUUGCAUUUGGGUUCUCAGCUGCUGCGGGAGUUGAAAAAGAUGGAUGACAAAGCCCUUUUGGUGGAAGUACAGCUUUUAGAAAGCAAAACAUACCAUGCCCUGAGCAACCUGCCGAAAGCCAGAGCUGCCUUAACCUCUGCUCGAACCACAGCAAAUGCCAUCUACUGCCCCCCUAAAUUGCAGGCCACCUUGGAUAUGCAGUCAGGUAUUAUCCAUGCAGCAGAGGAGAAGGAUUGGAAAACUGCAUACUCAUAUUUCUAUGAGGCAUUUGAGGGUUAUGACUCCAUCGAUAGCCCCAAGGCCAUCACAUCUCUGAAGUACAUGUUGCUGUGCAAAAUCAUGCUCAACACCCCAGAAGAUGUCCAGGCUUUGGUGAGCGGGAAGCUUGCACUUCGGUAUGCGGGGAGGCAGACAGAAGCAUUAAAGUGUGUGGCUCAGGCUAGCAAGAAUAGAUCACUGGCAGAUUUUGAAAAGGCCCUGACAGAUUACCGGGCAGAGCUCCGGGAUGACCCAAUCAUCAGCACACACUUGGCCAAAUUGUAUGAUAACUUACUGGAACAGAAUCUGAUCCGAGUCAUUGAGCCUUUUUCCCGAGUACAGAUUGAACACAUAUCUAGCCUCAUCAAACUCUCCAAGGCCGAUGUGGAAAGGAAAUUAUCACAGAUGAUUCUUGACAAGAAAUUUCAUGGGAUCUUGGACCAGGGGGAGGGUGUCUUGAUUAUUUUUGAUGAACCCCCAGUAGAUAAAACUUAUGAAGCUGCUCUGGAAACAAUUCAGAACAUGAGUAAAGUAGUGGAUUCCCUCUACAACAAAGCCAAGAAACUGACAUAGAGUUGGAUCUGUAGCGGUCCUUUGGAGAGUGUGUGUGGCGGGAGAGUGAACCUUUGGGGAAAAUGCUAGGAGAUUCUUUUUUCGUUUAUGUUCUACUUUUCGCUCGGAAAGUUUUUAAAUCCUCAUUUGGUGCAUCUGUAUUCCAGCCGAUAGGUGUGCCAGUUUUCAUGUAAUCUUUACUGGCCCAACUUGGGAGUGGGGAACUUGCUUAAAAAAAAAGAAAAAGAAAAAAAAAAGGUUAUUCUAAAUAAAAGGAAAAAGGCUUACACUA